AUUUCCCUUGCUUGGGUGUGUGAUUUAAUUUUUUUCCGCUCUCUGGUUGUAUUUUUUACGUAAAGUAAUUCUAACACAUGUGUUACUAACUUUAAUAUCUUUUUAAUUUCAGAUUUGAAGGGUACCCAAUCGGAAGAUGAUGUUUUUUUACCACGCUUGUUACAGGAGGAAGUGAAGAAUUUUUCACCUUUAGGCCACCCAGAUAUUAUCCAAUGGUGUGCUAAAGCUUAGGAAUCUCAUCAAGACCGAGUCUGUCGGGUAAAAACUGGUAAAAACACCAGAGCUUACAACACAUACAAUCGUUUAAAAUGUUUUUUUUUUGGCCUCAGUCUACGAUAACAUUAUUCCUUGCAUGUUUUUUUGGGAUUAUUGAAGUGAAAUUGAAUGCCCUCUCUGAGAUGGAGAAAGCAAUUUCCCUGAGUUUUUGUUCAAUUUUGACUUUUUCUGAAAAGUAACAACUCUCCCCCCGCGCCCUCAAUCUUCGCCGGAAAUCUAUGCCGGAAAUGUUCGGCUCCGGCAACUACCCGGCGCCGGUGUCCUCAGACGAGAUAAUCCGACUCGCGUCUGAAUGCCGCCGCCGCCUCCGCCAGAACAACGCCCACCGACCGACUCUCCCGCCUUUCCUCCUCGAUCCGUCAUAUCACCCCAUUCUCCUCUCCUAUCUCAACCGCCGCGCCUCCUUUCAUCAGAAUCGUUCCACCGCCGUCUCGGCGUAUGUUGACUCCCUCCUCACCCUCUCUAAGAUCGAAGAUUCUCUCACUCCUCUCCUCCCACACCUCCUCCAAUCGUACACCUCACUCUUCACUUCCCGCCAAAUCCCGCACGAUUCGCACUCCAGCUCCUCCCUCCGGUGCUUCUCCACUCAUCUCGACUCCAUGCCGGCACNCCGUCAUAUCACCCCAUUCUCCUCUCCUAUCUCAACCGCCGCGCCUCCUUUCAUCAGAAUCGUUCCACCGCCGUCUCGGCAUAAAAGGAGGAGGAGUAAGUUUCUUGGUAAGGUGUUUGCUGGGAUGAAGGAUGUUGAUGUGCAGGACAUACCGUGGUUGGUUAUUCGGUUGUUGGUCUUGGCUUCAAAAGGUUUUGAUAAAAGGGAAGUUAUUGAAGGGAUAUUCAUGUUUUUUGGAGGCGAGGAAAUGGAUGCGAAAGGUGGGCUGAUAAUGAGACAAGUUGAAGGAACUGUUUUGCUCCAUAUAAAUUCUGUGGUCGAGAAGGAUCCUGGGCUAGCGAGGGAGGUUUUAAGGCUGGUCAAGGAAAGCAGCUUUGGGAGAGAGCAUGUUGUGUCAAGUAUCGUAAAAUUGGGAUUCGGAUUGCUUGAGGGUGUAGAGGAGAAAAGCAGCAAAGAAAUCAAGUAUGAUUGUAUCGCAGGUCCAGUGGAAUUAGGUCUUGAAGUGUUAAAAAAUUUGUUUGAUCUCCAUGAUGGGGUGAGAAAUGAGAUAAUACAGCAAUGCAUUUUAAAAAUCCUUUCCUCAAAGCCAGGGGUGAUUCCAAUCAUACGGUUGCUUGGAGAUCUAGUUCAGAGUCAUCUGCAUUCACUGCUACAAUGUGCUUCAGAUCUCAAAAAGUUAUUGGAAAAUUUCACAUUCUCGGACUCUGAAAUAUCCUCUUCACUCAUCAAUGUUUUAUGGCCUCUGAUUAAAUGCAGUCGAGAUCUUCAGGAUCAUACCAUACUGGCCUUACAAAAGGCUACUUUUAGGCAAGAACCUUCUGUUCAUGUUUCUGCAGCUGCUGCUAUUGUUGAAUUAAUUUUAGCAGAAAAGCGGUCUGAAAAAAGUGGAUCAGCCUCUCUUCAAAAAUCAAGCAGCGAAGCCAGCAGCUGCCAAAAAACUGAAGUUUAUCAUAUAACUAGGGCUGGCCUUUUUCAGGAGCUUAGUGGUUUACUGCGGAGAUGUCUUUGUCAGCAGGCAAGAGUCAGAGAGAUCGUGUACCAUGGAUUGUUGAAGCUGGUGUUGAUAGAUCCCUUGGUUGCUGAACAUGUUUUGAAUUUCAUCUUGCCCCACUUUCAACGAUUUCUCACUAAGGAUACGGAGCUGCUUGAGAUUAUCAAUUGUAUUAUAAUUGAGAAUGGCAAAGUCUUUAUUGAAGAGCCAUUUGACUGUCUUCUGUUCUGCACCAGUUGGAUCCUGCAGCUAUUUCAUCAAAUUGCCAGUAAUCCUUCAGAUUCAUUGGAUUUGCCUGGCUUCUCUCUUACCCAAGAGAAUGAGGAAGGAAGAACCUUGGCUAGCCGGAGCUUAUCCAAUGGCUUGUUACAGAUCAGGGAUCUCAUCAAAACUGAAAGUCUCUCCGGCAUACUUGAAGAUUUUGAAGCGAAGCAUACAUUGGAAUCUGGACAGGUGGCAAUGUGCUAUUUGAUUUUUUUGGGAAUUAUUGAAGUGAACUUGAAUACCACCUUCUUUGAGCUGGAGAAAGCAACUGAUGUCAAAAAGGCUGAAUUGGUGAAAGAGCUUUCUCAUUUGGUUUCCCUCUAUGAGUGUGCCGAAGAAGAGGCAAGUGAAUUUAUGCAGAAGACAGCUGCAAAAAGAGGACUUAUGCGCUCUUCGAGUAACUGUGGUUCAGAUAAGUUGUACUCAAGCUGCACUAAUCUUCAAGAGAGAUCCCCACGCUUGAAAACUUCAUACAUUCACCAGCUACUACAGGGUGCUAUUAAACAAAUUAAUGGGGGUUUUCAGGAUUUAUUAUCUGAUGAUGGUGCAUCUGUGCUGCUGGUAACUCUAUCUUUUGUCUUGAAGAUCUGCAUGCGGCAAUUGGACUUUAUUUCUUUGGGGAAAGAUGAUCCAUUGAAGACCGUGCAGGGGAAUAUCAAUUCAUUGGGUUCCCCACUUCUGGAAGUGAUUCUAUUACUGAAGACUCGUGAAAAAAGUGAGAUAAGCCAGAGGAAAAAAGACAUCACGGGAAGGAAAGAUAUUGGUGGGCAUAGGGAGAACAUCCAACUUGCCUUAGUGUGCUUGAAAAAGUUGAUAACUAUAAGUCUGUGCAGCUCCGAUUAUGCAGUUAUGUUGAACGACUUGCUGUCAGUGGCUCGAAAUGAGGCUGCCUCUGGGAAUGUGUCAGAUGCUAGUUGGGAUACUCAUGACAACAUUUGUGAUAGUGUUGAGCCUGGAAGGAGUAAAGAAAUGUUUAUUGAAAAGAUUACAAAGCCAUUGCUUGAGGAGUUUCUUGGGUUGUCUUAUUUUCCUGAGGUUGAGGUUAUUGGUGAUAUAGUUCAGAUGAUUGCCGGUACAAUGGUGGGGGGUACAAAGAACUUAAUUGGAGAAUGGGCAACAAAUAUAUGCCGAAGUACCUCAAUCACAGAUCCCGAAGUUGCUAAACGUAUGUUCUGUCUGAUCGUUUCCUUAACCUCGGCCCCCAAUGAUAUGCUUGUCAUCCAAGACAUGGCAACUCACCUUCUACAAGUAGUUGGAUCAGAGAAGGCAGCCCCAUCAGACACAUCUGAAGCUUACCCCAUCAUAAACAAAUCUACUAGUGCUGUGAUAGCCACCUAUAUUCUGGGACUUAUUGAAUAUUUUAUAAUUGAAAUGCAAUAUGUUAUCAGAAAACUGCAAGGAUGUAUUCUAACUCAGAAUGAGGACCCUAAGGUACUGGCACUGGAAGAAUCCUUGUAUAAAAGAGAAGAAGCUUCCGUGCUCGUUCUUUCUUCGUUUGUACAGAUGGACCUCAAGUAUCCACAAACAGAGAAGUUUCUGAGUGUUACUGCAAAGUUUUACAAAUAUAUGGGUGCAAUUUUGAAGCUUCUUAGUGCUCCUAGAGCCAUUGACAACCAGAUUCUACAACACAUGAAACAUCAAAAGGUUGAGGAUUUGACUGGCAACCUGUUAACAGAUCCUCUCUGCCACGUUAUACGUCAAAAGAAUUACUCGGACCCUGCAGUCACAAUACCAGAACCAGUUCAGAGGGAAACUGCUUGCCAGAAAAGUAACAACUCUCCCGCGCGCUACCGCGUCCUGAAUCUUCGCCGGGAAUCGAUGUCGGAAAUGUCCAGCUCCGAUCACCAACCGCCGCCGUUAUCCUCCACCGAUAUAAUCCAACUCGCGCACGAAUGCCGCGGCCGCCGCCAAAACAACAUCCACCAACCGGCUCUGCCGCCUUUCCUCCUCACGCCGUCCUCUCAGGCGACUCUCCUCGCCUACCUCAACGACCUGGCCGCAUCAUCUCCGAAUCCUUCCACCGCCGUCUCGGAAUACGUUGACUCCCUCCUCUCCCUUUCUAAGAUCGAAGAUUCACUCACUUCUCUCCUCCCCUCCCUCCUCAUAUCGUACACCUCCCUCUUCACUUCCCAACAAAUCCCUCACGAUUCGCACUCAAGCUCCUCCCUCAAGCUCUUCUCCACUCAUCUGGACUCAAUGCCGGCACCUGAUCUCGUUCCGGUAGUGGAUUCCAUCAUCUCAUACCUGCCUCGCAUAUCCGAGAAGGGAGACAUUCAAAUUCUAAAUUUGCUACCAAAAUGUGUAAACCUAAUUAGAUCAUUGGAUGGAGUGAAGAAUCAGGUUGAAUACACCAACUCUGUGCUUGAUAAAAUGCUCGAGUGUAGCUGGUGUAAGGUUUUAUGUGUGAAAAUGGUGGAAAUAAUCAAGGAUUUUGAAUUUCUAGAUAAAACAAGGAGGAGUGAGUUUCUUGCCAAGGUGUUUGUUGGGAUGAGGGAUGUUGAUGUGCAGGAAAUACCAUGGUUGGUUAAUCAGUUGUUGGUUUUGGCUUCAAAGGGGUUUGGUAAAAGGGAAGUUAUUGAAGGGAUAGUGAUUUUUUUUGGAGGUGAGGAAAUGGACAAGAAAGAUGAGCCGAUAAUGAGACAAGCUGAAGGAAAUGUUUUGGCCCAGAUAAACUUCGCCGUCGAGGAGGAUCCUGAGCUAGAGAAAGAGGUUUUAGGGCUGUUUAGGUUGGGUUAUUCCAGGGCUUUCAAUCAUUUUAGUGUAGAGGUUUUGUUGUCAAUCGCAAGUGUUAAAAGGCUUAAUGUGAGUGCAAUAGGGGUUCUGAAAUCAACUCUCAUUGGUGCUUACAAAGGGUAUAAAUUUGCAAAAGAGUGUAAAUGGCUAGCAGAUGGCUUGAAGGAAGAUUAUUUUCAACAUGCCAGGGCCAUAGAGCAGGCUGUGUUGAGAGCUUUGCAGGUCAGGGAAAGCAGCUUUGGGAGAGAGCAUGUUGUGCCAAGCAUCGUACAAUUGGGAUUUGUAUUGCUUGAGUGUGUAGAGAAGAAGAGCAGCAAAGAGACCAAGUAUGAUUGUGCUGCGGGUCCAGAGGAACUAGGUUCUGCAAUGUUAAAAAGUUUGUUUGAUUUUAAUGAUGCCACGAGAACUGAGCUAAUUCAGCAAUGCAAUUUAUGGAUCCUUUCUUUGAAGCCGAACGUGAUGCCAGUCAUACGGUUGCUUGGAGAUCUAGUUCACAGUCAUCCAAAUCCACUACUAGAACAAGCUUCUUAUCUGGAAAAAAUGUUGGACUAUUUCUUAUUCCUAGACCCUGAGAUAUCUUCUUCAUUCAUUAUUGUUUUAUGGCCUCUGAUGAAAUGUAGUAAAGAUUUUCAGGUCUCGCAAUUAAUAUUUAGAGUUUCAAUAAUUUGUACUUUGCAAGUAUGAGAGGUAAAUGACCAUUAAGUAUGUUCAGAACAAUAUCAAAACAAGGUUCUUUGGACUGAAUGAACGUGAGAUAUUGUU
Messenger RNA from Cuscuta campestris, 5636 nucleotides. The record is from the annotation of a GenBank genome assembly. Lineage: Eukaryota; Viridiplantae; Streptophyta; Magnoliopsida; Solanales; Convolvulaceae.